Molecule: messenger RNA, 849 nt
Organism: Tachyglossus aculeatus (Australian echidna)
Lineage: Eukaryota; Metazoa; Chordata; Mammalia; Monotremata; Tachyglossidae
Gene: BEAN1
Product: brain expressed associated with NEDD4 1
Exons: 4
Source: RefSeq, a predicted model, not a curated record
CCCCCAGUGUCCCGAGCCAUCCACGCAGGCGAGCGAGACAAGCAGGAGAGUGAGAAGACAAGGCAGAACAAUCAGAGCCUACAGCCUGCGGAUGACGGCCCUAGGUUAGGUCACUUGGCUCUCUCUUCUCGUGGUCCUGUCCACCCAAACCAGAGCAGCCCCAUGAGCGAGUUCCCCAGCUACAGCGAGACCAUCAAUGACCCUGGUCUGCUGGUGUCCCCACUCCUGGUGGCCGGCGUCGUGAUCGGCCUGGUGCUGUUCCUCUCCUGCAUGACCAUCAUCGUGGGCGGCCUGCGGAAGGAGAGGCGGCUGAGGCGCCAGAACCUCAGCAGCGCCUAUGCUCCUGAUAGCUUCUCCUUUGGCGAUUCCAUUGGAGAACUGAGGUCCACUUGCUUUGAAGAAUUCCCUCCAGACUUCGACUUUGAGUCCUUCCUAGAGUCGCAGCCCCAACCCAAUGUGAUGUAUUCGGAUUUACCUCCACGCUACGAUGAAUGCGUGGGACCAGGUGCCAUGCAAAUCCCCACGGACGACCCUCCGCCUUACUCUCUGACCGACCCCGGUCAGAGGAUUGAGCUGCCGGUAGGUAUUGGCCCCAGGCCGGGAAUGGCUUUGGGGGAGCCCGAAUGGGCCUCCAACUCGCCAGGCUGCCGUCCCGGAGGGCAGCCCCCCGUUUCUGCCAUUUCCCGGGCCCGAUGCCCCCUGGAGACCGUGCCCCCCUACGAGAUGGUCGUCCGUGACCAGAGCCGCCCGAUUCCGCUGAUGCCGCGAGAUGCUCCGAAAAAUUCCAACCCCGAAUAUCUGAAUCUCUUCAACAGAAUCAUCUGAAGGACCCCUGUUCCCUGUCCUCUA